GAGGACCUGCUUUACCACCUUGCCGAGGCUGCAUCCGCUCUUGAUUCCGCUGGGUUGUGGGAACUGCUGCGGCCUAUUUAUAAUUUAAUGAUUCCCAUAUUUGAGGCACGUCACGACUAUUCGGCUCUUGCAGCUGCAUUCCAUCAUCUUGGUCGUGCCUACGAGUCAAUCGGCAAGGCUGAAACGAGCGGGCAUCGGCUGUUUGCUUCCUAUUUUCGUGUCACCUUCUAUGGUCACCUCUUCGAGAGUCAUGCUGGAAAAUCGUUCGUCUAUCGAAUGAACGCCUGUCAAAAGCUGACGGUAGUCUGCGCCGAGCUGCUAAGAUUAUAUCGGUUUAAGUUGGGUGAAAGUGUAGAGCUGCUUUCUGAAAACUUUGUCGACGCACAACAACUUGAUUUGGGAAAGGCAUAUAUUCAGGUGAGCCCUUAUCUGCAAUCUUAUUCCUUCUUUUAUCCAUACCUUCCUUUCCCAUUGUUGCUGAAUCAUUAUACUUCUGGAGUAGGAAGUUUUAUGAAUAUAGUUUUUAUCAUUAGCAAUUCUAGUUUUUCACUUUUAUUUAUUUGGGUAGAAUGCAAUUCCAUUUUUUUGAAAUUAGUCCCCAUUUUAGAAGUGGGUUGA
Molecule: messenger RNA, 618 nt
Organism: Protopolystoma xenopodis
Lineage: Eukaryota; Metazoa; Platyhelminthes; Monogenea; Polystomatidea; Polystomatidae
Source: the annotation of a GenBank genome assembly